AGUAGCGUGUGAACGGGACUUUUAUUUUGGUCUGGGUAUGUGACGUCGUAAAGCUGCGCCGCGUUCCUGCUUCCUGUGGUGAUUCGCCUGAAGAACAGAGUGUUCAAAUACAGGAAAAAUUCCUGGCUAAGCGACUGAGAUCCACAUGACAACACUAUUAUAAAGAUGGCAUUUAUUAAAGAGGAGUUUGAAGACAUAAAGAUGACGUUUAUUAAAGAGGAGAGUGAAGACUUAAAGAUUGAAGAAACAUUCAAAGUGAAACAAGAAGAUACUGAGGAACAAACAGACCUGAUGAAGCUGAAAAAGGAGAGUGAAGUACUGAAUGAAAUGGAAGAGAUUGAUCAAUAUAAGAAUCAUCAUGAUUUCAUAACCGAGGAAGAAACUUUUAUUUGCUCCCAGAUUGAAAAGACUUCAUCACAAAAAAGUGCUCAAAAGAUGGGAAGUAGAAGUUAUUUCACCUGCCAACAGUGUGGAAAAUGUUUCUCUCAUAAAGUAAGCCUUAACAGACACAUGAGAGUUCACACUGGAGAGAAGCCUUACACCUGCCCACAGAGUGAAACGAGUUUCGAUCAACAUGAAAAGCUUAAAGUCCACAUGAAAAUUCACACAGAGAAGCGUCGUACCUGCCAACAGUGUGGAAAAACUUUUGCUCAAAGAGUAAGCCUUAACAGACACAUGAGAGUUCACACUGGAGAGAGGCCUUACACCUGCCAACAGUGUGGAAAGAGUUUCACUCAAAUUGGAAACCUUAGAGUCCAUCUUAAAGUUCACACUGGAGAGAAACCUUACAGCUGCCAACAGUGUGGAAAAAGUUUCAACCGAAAAGGAAACCUUAAUGACCAUCUGAGAAUUCACUCUGAAGAAAGCCUUUUCAGCUGCCAAGAAUGUGGAAUAAGUUUCACUCAAAAAGAAAGCUUUAACAGACACAUUAGAAUCCACACUAGAGAGAAGCCUUACACCUGCAAACAGUGUGGAAAGAGUUUUGAUCAACAUGAAAACUUUAAAAUCCACAUGAGAAUUCACACUAAAAAGAAACCAUACACAUGUACUCAGUGUGGAAAGAGUUUCACUCAAAAAGGACACUUAAAAUACCACAUGAGAAUUCACACUGGGGAGCAACCCUACACAUGUCCUCAGUGUGGAAAGGGUUUCAAUCAAAAACGACACUUUGUGGACCACAUAAGAGUUCACACUGGAGAGAAGCCUUUCACCUGCCAACAAUGUGGGAAAAGUUUCAACCGAAAAGGAAUCCUUAACAGACACAUGAGAGUUCACACUAGAGAGAAGCCAUUUACAUGUGGUCACUGUGGGAAAAGUUUUGGGUAUAAAAUAACCCUUAAGUACCACAUGAGUAUUCACGUAUGAGAGAACAGUUUGUAUAUUCCAUCAGUGUGGAAUGAGUUUUACUGUUCUGCAACUAAAUUAAUUGGGCCCAAUUAUAAUUCACCCAAAAAUCUUUACUCACCCUUGUGUUGCUCCAAACCUGUACAAGUUUCUUCUGUUGAACACAAAAGCAACUGUUUGGUUAUCAACAUUCUUUAAAUAUUCUAAAAUAUCUUCUGUGUUCAACAGAAGAAAGAAAACCUUACAGGUUUGGAACAGCUUGAGGGCAAGUGAUUUUUGGGUGAAUAUCCCUUUAAAAGGAGAAGAGUAAAGAUGCCAGAAUCAAGAAUUAUGUUCACUUCAUAUUAUUGAUUAGUCUAAUGAACAAUUAACUAGUUUCUCAAAAGAGGUCUAAAUCUGUAUCAAAUAAAACACAAAAGAUGCAUAGUGCAAAAUAAACAAUACAACAGAAA
This is a messenger RNA of Megalobrama amblycephala (Wuchang bream), 1796 nucleotides long. Its product is annotated as gastrula zinc finger protein XlCGF8.2DB-like. Gene Ontology annotation, molecular function: DNA-binding transcription factor activity, RNA polymerase II-specific; RNA polymerase II cis-regulatory region sequence-specific DNA binding. Gene Ontology annotation, biological process: regulation of transcription by RNA polymerase II. Bases 166 to 1365 code for a protein of 399 amino acids. The transcript is spliced from 3 exons. The record is from RefSeq and is a predicted model, not a curated record. NCBI's taxonomy places the organism in Eukaryota, Metazoa, Chordata, Actinopteri, Cypriniformes, Xenocyprididae.